Molecule: messenger RNA, 1683 nt
Organism: Zea mays
Lineage: Eukaryota; Viridiplantae; Streptophyta; Magnoliopsida; Poales; Poaceae
Exons: 2
Coding region: 310-1308 (332 amino acids)
Source: RefSeq, a predicted model, not a curated record
UCUCAGCCGCCUGGGGCAGGGCGUCGUUCUCUGCCAGGGGCAGGGCGCCGUUCUCCCGUCGUUCUCUGCCAGGGGCAGGGCGCCGUUCUCUGCCAGGGGCAGAGACCUCGCCGUCCUCUGCAGAAAAUCUGCACCGUCCGCCGCUGUUGCGGACAGGGCCGCGGAUCUGCAACAUCGCUGCUCCCGCCAGCCGCUGCUCAACUCGGCUUCCGCGCCCAGGACCUCCGUCAACUCGUCCAAGUCGGUCUGCCCUGGUUUGUUUGGUCUCAGGUCUCCUGUUCUCCCUGAUUUUUUUUCCUUCAAUUCAAUAUGGCGACAAAUGCUAUUGUGGUCAAUAUCACUCUUGAUGGUCAAAAUUAUCCGGAGUGGGCUUUCUGUGUUGAGACUGCUCUCCGAGGACAUGGAUUACUCUUCCAUUUGACUGAUGCGGCACCCGUUCUUGCUGAUGAUCGUCGCAAUGCUGCUGAUAUCAAAACUUGGCAGCUUAAUGAUGGUAAAGUAAUGGCUGCUAUGGUGAACAGCGUCAAACCGUCGAUGAUUAUGAGCUUGUCUAAAUUCAAAACUGCUAAAGCCAUCUGGUCUCAUUUGAAGGAGCGUUUUGUUCAGGACAGUGGUGCUCUAUUACACACUCUCAUGCAACAGACACAUGUUAUUGAGCAAAAUGAUAUGAGUAUUGAUGAGUACUACUCAGCCUUUGAUCGCCUGAUGAGUGCCUUGACAUCAAUGGUGCCUGCUUGUACCGCUGAUCUGUGUCCGGCUCAUAAGUUUAUUGAGAAGUUCUUCACUUACAGAUUUGUUAUGGGCGUUCGGGCCGAGUUUGAUUCUCUUCGUGCUCGUUUACUUGAGGGUUCUGACACUCUCACAAUGGCUAAGGCGUUGUCUGCUUUACUUGCUGAAGAGACUCGUCUUAAUUCUCUGUCCUCUACUGGUGGUAAUCCUCACAGUGUGUUGGCUGCUGCCCAGAAACCUAAGAAUAUUUUUAAGCCUUGUGAUCAUUGUGGCAAGACCAAUCAUCGAUCUGAGCUUUGCUUUGUCAAGUUCCCUGAUAAGUUGACUGAUUUCCGUGCACGACGUGCUGCUCGUGGUCGUGGUCCAGGACCAUCUAAUAGAGGCUCAGUUGCUGUUGCUGCCACUUCGUCCGCUUGUACUUCAGAGUCGGCCUGGGUACUUGAUUCAGGAGCUUCCUUUCAUGUCACAUCUGAUCAGUCAAAGUUGGCUUCUACUACACCUGUCACAGAUGGUGCUUCAGUGCAGACAGCUGAUGGACCUUCGCACAGGGGAAGUGAUUGGGACUGGCCGUCGCCGUAGAGCUGCUCCUCGCCUCUACAUCUUGGACUCUUUGCGGCUUCCUUCCUUGGCUACAUCUCCAGCGCAUGUGCUUUCAGCUACCCUUGCUUCUGUUGCGUCUUUUGCCCAGUGGCAUCAUCGUCUAGGUCAUUUGUGUGGAUCUAGAUUGUCUACUCUAAUAAAGUCAGGUUGCUUAGGUCAUACUUCGGUUGAGUCUGAUUUUCAUUGUAAGGGUUGUCAUCUUGGAAAACAAAUACAACUUCCAUAUUUUACUAGUCAUUCUCAUUCUGUUCAACCCUUUGAUUUGGUUCACUCUGAUAUUUGGGGUCCUGCACCUUUUGUGUCAAAAGGUGGAUAUAAAUACUAUGUUAUUUUUAUUGAUGAUCAUUCUCGCUA